GUUCGAAAACUUCCAAAUCUCGAUGCGUUCGCGGACUAGCGGUGUUGCUUCUUCUCCUCACCUUGCGCCGGUCCCAUUUCCCUCUCCGACGAGCCCCAACUUCCUCGCCGGCGGAAUUGCUGAUGCGUCGCUGGGAUCAUACUGUCCUUGAGGCCCCCGUCCCUUGCUCGUCUUCCUUCUGUAUCUGCUUCGGAUAGAGGCCGCGGAUCUUACGUCGCAUUGUCGGAUCCCAGAGGCCCCGCGCGAGAUCUCUGCAAUGUCGACGAGGAAUCGGACGCCUUUGUACAGGAAGUACCGGGAUGCGCUUCGCAGCGUCCGGGUUCCAGUGGCGUCGUCUCUUCCCUCGUCUUCCUCGGCUGCUUCUUCAGGAGGACGCGCUGGUCCCGUGAUCGAAAUGGUUAGCACUUCGCUUCUCCAUCCCGCCCGGUCUUAUGCUCCCCUUAGCACCGAAGAUCCCAGCAAUUCCAGUCCAGCUCAUCUUACAGUUAGUUUACCUCCAGCUUGGGUGGAUCUUUCUGAAGAAAUAUCUGUGAAUAUGCAGCAUGCUCGGAAAAAAAUGUCAGAUUUGGUCAAGGCUCAUGAAAAAGAUUUAAUGCCUUCUUUUGGGGAUGGUAAAGAGGAUCAACAUGCAAUUGAGGUUCUUACACAUGAUAUAACAUAUUUGCUCAAGAAAUCCGAGAAACAAUUGAUGAAAAUCUCUUCCAGUGCACCUUCUGGAGAUUCCAAUAUCAGAAAGAAUGUCCAGAGAUCACUUGCAACUGAUCUUCAGAACCUAUCGAUGGAACUGAGAAAAAAGCAAUCAUUAUAUUUAAAGCGCCUCAGAGAGCAAAAAGAGGGUCAAGAUGGCUUUGAUUUAAAUAUGAAUAUGAAUGGAAACAGACCUACCAUGGAAGAUGAUGAAUUUGAUGACAUAGGAUUUAGUGAACAUCAGAUGUCUCAACUGGAAAAAAAUGAGGCAUUCACAAGAGAAAGGGAGAGAGAAAUCGCUCAGGUUGUGGAAUCAGUAAAUGAACUUGCACAGAUAAUGAAGGAUCUCUCCGUCCUUGUGAUAGAUCAGGGGACAAUCAUUGACCGAAUUGACCACAACAUUCAAAAUGUUGCUUCCUCAGUGGAAAAGGGCUACAAAGAAUUACAUAAGGCAGAAAGAACACAAAGAAAAGGAGGAAUGGUUAUGUGUGCGACAGUUCUUGUCAUAAUGUGCUUCAUUAUGCUGGUCCUCCUAAUACUAAAGGAAUUACUCUUUUGAUCAAUACAAACACCAAUUGGAACAAAUCAUCAGGACGAGGCCGCUACUCAGUUGCUGGCUUGUUCAGGGGAAACCCAUGCAUUCUUUUCUUUUUCAACGACCUUCCGUGUGUCUUUACAUAUUCUUUGUAUUUCAUCCCUUCAUUUUUAUGGAAUUAAUUCACCAAUUCUUUUUUGAUAAAAGGAAGUGAAUUAGAUUAAUCGAGUUUUUUUUUAUUAUUUACAGAAGCACAUAGUAUGAUAGAAGUUUUCAUAUAUUCAUUUUGUUCC
This is a messenger RNA of Zingiber officinale, 1515 nucleotides long. Its product is annotated as syntaxin-43-like. Gene Ontology annotation, molecular function: SNAP receptor activity; SNARE binding. The record is from RefSeq and is a predicted model, not a curated record. The coding region runs from base 257 to 1246 and encodes 329 amino acids. The transcript has 8 exons. Lineage: Eukaryota; Viridiplantae; Streptophyta; Magnoliopsida; Zingiberales; Zingiberaceae. Gene Ontology annotation, biological process: vesicle-mediated transport; vesicle fusion; intracellular protein transport. Gene Ontology annotation, cellular component: SNARE complex; endomembrane system; membrane.